UCAGGGAGGGGGCCGGGCCGGAGCGGGUGGAGCAGGCUGCGGCCGCCGGAGACCUUCCCGACGCCCCCAGCUCCGGCGGGAAGUGAGCAAGGAUGACUGAGGAAAGUGGGAACAAGCGAAAGACCAUGGCAGAGAAGAGACAGCUGUUCAUAGAAAUGCGUGCUCAGAAUUUUGAUGUCAUACGACUAUCAACUUACAGAACAGCUUGCAAAUUACGAUUUGUGCAAAAACGAUGCAACCUUCAUCUUGUUGAUAUCUGGAACAUGACUGAAGCCUUCCGAGACAAUGGCCUUAAUACACUGGACCAUACUACCGAGAUCAGUGUAUCCUGCCUGGAAACUGUCAUCUCAUUCAUCUACUGUCAGUUGAACAAGCGCCUUCCUUCUACUCACCAAAUCAGUGUAGAACAGUCUAUCAGCCUCCUCCUCAACUUGAUGAUUGCUGCAUAUGACAGUGAGGGCCGAGGCAAGUUGACGGUAUUUUCAGUUAAAGCUAUGUUAGCAACCAUGUGUGGUGGAAAAAUGCUGGACAAAUUGAGAUAUGUUUUCUCCCAGAUGUCAGAUUCCAACGGCUUAAUGAUAUUUAGCAAGUUUGACCAGUUUCUGAAGGAAGUUCUGAAGCUCUCAACAGCUGUCUUUGAAGGGCCAUCUUUUGGUUACACAGAGCACUCAGUCUGCACCUGUUUUCCACAGCAGAAAAAGAUAAUGCUAAAUAUGUUUUUAGACACAAUGAUGGCCGACCCUCCUCCCCAGUGCCUUGUCUGGCUACCUCUCAUGCACAGGCUUGCCCAUGUUGAGAAUGUCUGCUAUCCUGUGGAGUGCUCCUGUUGCCGGUGUGAGAGUAUGAUGGGUUUCCGGUACCGAUGCCGGCAGAGCCACAACUAUCAGCUCUGCCAGAAUUGCUCUUGGCGUGGUCAUGCCAGUGGCCCUCACAGCAACCAGCACCAGAUGAAGGAGCAUUCCUCUUGGAAAUCCCCUGCAAAGAAGCUGAGCCAUGCAAUUAGUAAGUCUUUGGGGUGUGUACCCACGAGAGAACCCCCGCAUCCUGUUUUUCCUGAGCAACCAGAGAAACCACUUGACCUUGCACAUAUAGUUCCUCCUCGUCCUCUGACUAAUAUGAAUGACACCAUGGUUCGCCACAUGUCCUCUGGAGUGCCCACUCCCACCAAGAGUGUUCUGGAUAGUCCUAGCCGACUGGAUGAGGAACACCGGCUUAUAGCUCGCUAUGCUGCCCGGCUGGCUGCAGAAGCAGGAAACAUGGCUCGUCCUCCCACUGACUUGAGCUUUAACUUUGAUGCCAACAAACAACAAAGACAGCUUAUUGCAGAACUGGAAAACAAAAACAGAGAGAUCCUGCAGGAGAUUCAGCGCCUCCGCCUGGAACAUGAGCAGGCCUCCCAGCCCACUCCUAAGAAGGCCCAGCAGAACCCCACGCUGCUGGCAGAGCUGCGGCUGCUGAGACAAAGGAAGGACGAACUGGAGCAGAGGAUGUCAGCAUUGCAGGAGAGCUGGCGGGAGCUGAUGGUGCAACUGGAAGGGCUGAUGAAGCUACUGAAGGCUCAAGCCGCAGGGUCCCCACGUACAUCUCCCACUCACGGAGGUGGCCGUCCGAUGCCUAUGCUGGUGUGCUCGACGUCGGCCGGCUCCACGCCCACCCACUGUCCACAGGACGCGCUCAGCGGAGUUGGGGGAGACGUGCAGGAGGCCUUUGCCCAAGGUACGAGGAGGAACCUCCACGAUGACCUGCUGGUGGCUGCUGACUCCAUCACCAACACCAUGUCAUCCCUGGUGAAGGAGCUCCAUUCAGGUUAGCCGAGGAGCCCAGACAGAGGAAGCUUGGGCACAGAGGACGAGGAGCAAGCUGGCACCAACCUGAUGAAGGCAAGGUCUUCCCCCAGAGGCACAUUCCUAUCCUUCUUUCCGCUGCACACCUGGACCAGGCUCGCAGGCUGCUAGA
Microcebus murinus (gray mouse lemur) is the source of this 1956-nucleotide messenger RNA. NCBI's taxonomy places the organism in Eukaryota, Metazoa, Chordata, Mammalia, Primates, Cheirogaleidae. The record is from RefSeq and is a predicted model, not a curated record.